GGAUCGGAAGAAGGGGAGAAGGUGAUGGGGAUUAUAAGGAGAAGUUUCUCAUUGAUAGCAGGCACUGUUUGCGGUAUAUACAUAGCUCAGAACUACAACGUCCCUAACAUUAACAACCUUAUACAGAAUGCCUUAUUCAAAGCCAAAGAUGUAGAAGAGAAAUACCGCAAGCCCCCUAAGCCUGGCGAUCGCCUUUAGAUUGAGGUUAACCGAUUCUUCUUCCUUUCAAAUGUAAAUUCGAAUAAUCCAACAGUUUUAACUCAUAAAUUUUGUGAAUCUUCGACUAAAUUUGAACUGAUAAUGAUGACUUUUGUUCGCCUUUUUACUUAGUAUCGCCUAAUUUGUGUAAUUGCGUUUAGUUGCUGUUGUUAAUGCUCGACGUUGUAGUUAGGCUUCAAGGUUAAGCAGGAUGUACACCAAUUCCCCUUUUCUGUUUGAGAAUUCAAACGGUAGACCAGUCUUCACUGGCAAUUUCUGAAUGUAGACAGAGAUCAACCACAAGACAAUGUAUAAACAAUAAUUUUUGUAUAGAAUCAGAACAUCAGUACAAUAUAUUUCUUGAGAAAUUUGCGUUGCUGUGCAUCCAUCAUAGUGGAAUGUUUACCAGCAAUCAGAUUUUGUUAAUUUUAAAACCUAGGAAGUAUCUGAGAAUUGUUAUGGUAUAUGGCCUAUAAGUUUUGUUUGUAAUGAUGAAUAGUUGCAUAGGUGCAAUUGGCUGCUUCCAUAUUGUAAUCGUUUAUUGGUUAAGAUUUA
This is a messenger RNA of Solanum dulcamara, 753 nucleotides long. RefSeq lists its product as uncharacterized. The record is from RefSeq and is a predicted model, not a curated record. Bases 25 to 198 code for a protein of 57 amino acids. Lineage: Eukaryota; Viridiplantae; Streptophyta; Magnoliopsida; Solanales; Solanaceae. The transcript has a single exon.